Lampris incognitus (smalleye Pacific opah) is the source of this 1134-nucleotide messenger RNA. RefSeq names its product small integral membrane protein 30-like. The transcript has a single exon. The record is from RefSeq and is a predicted model, not a curated record. NCBI's taxonomy places the organism in Eukaryota, Metazoa, Chordata, Actinopteri, Lampriformes, Lampridae. The coding region runs from base 85 to 273 and encodes 62 amino acids.
UCGCUCUGUCGCUAUCGUCCUGACUUCUGACGCAUGCGCUACAGCUUUCCGGCGCUCACCAGUAGCUAAACCGCAGAAGGUAACAUGUCUCUCAAACUCGCACUCCCAGAUGUUGCCGCGGCAUGGAUGGUGGUCCUCGUCUGUUUCGUCCCUCCGGCGGAGGCGUACGAUUUCGGAGACGCCGUAGCUCUGUUGCUCGGGACGGCCAUAUCGAUUGUGGGGUUUUGUGCCUUCCUGGGCUGGUACGCACGGAGACGAAAUGGACACCUCUGAAAUUUUUGAGUUUUUUCCUCCUCCAGGUCCUGGCCUGUAAACAACCCCCCCUCCUCCUCCUCCCCCUUCCUCCCUGCGUUCUGCUCACGAUGAUUUCCUUGAGGGAGCUACUGCCACAAGGUUUACGCCGACAUGACUUUAAAGAAUCGUGCCUUAUUGGAAGCGAAAGCAACAACGCGGAAGUCACGAACCCUGCGGACUCCGACGCGAAUAACAGGAACCGAUCCUUUCUUUUUUUUGCAGAGUUGAGAUUUCGAGGACCAAGCCGAAGAAGACUUCUCACCGUGCAGGCUGCUGCAGUUAUUUGCUCUUUUAAGAUUGCUUCUAAUGCUUUAUUGUUUUCCAUGCUUGGAAUGUGCACUGUGAUUCCUUUGCAAAACGUAGCACAUCGCCAUUGUUACAAGCACAAUAAUAACCAGUGAGCUCCAACGCAGGUUGAGCUGUUGUUACCAAUAAAGGAAAAAAACUGGUUUAUCAUUUGUAAACUUGUUGCUGUCCACGGUUCAUGCUUGCAUUAAACGCAACCCCAUUGAUAUGGGAUUACAUGUGUUAUCCCGAGUAAACCAAUUUGCUUGAAAGGUCCUUAUUUCAUCUCGGGAGUAGAUUAACUGCUGUUGUGGCCGGAGGUGUCAGUGGAUCUGAUUCCCCUCCCUCUGAUGGGACAUGACGCAAGCCUCUUUUGGCCUGAGACUGAAUACCUUCUGUCAAUAAAUUGGGAUUGUUAAGAGUUUUUAGCGUUUAAACAUCUUCUGCCUGUUGUUUGUAGUCUGCUACCAUCGGUAUAUUACAUAUUUGUUGUGAAAUGUUCUGAUCUGGAUUUUAAGUGAACAAAGAACUGUUUCCUGAGUAAAAAACAUAGAU